Molecule: messenger RNA, 2907 nt
Organism: Cryptotermes secundus
Lineage: Eukaryota; Metazoa; Arthropoda; Insecta; Blattodea; Kalotermitidae
Gene: sll
Product: adenosine 3'-phospho 5'-phosphosulfate transporter 1
Exons: 9
Coding region: 275-1636 (453 amino acids)
Biological process (GO): transmembrane transport
Cellular component (GO): endoplasmic reticulum membrane; Golgi membrane
Molecular function (GO): 3'-phosphoadenosine 5'-phosphosulfate transmembrane transporter activity
Source: RefSeq, a predicted model, not a curated record
UUGAUUCUUAAAGAAGAUGGAGGUUAGGUUAAAGUUGUAGAAAUGAACUUUGAUACAAAAUUAAUGCUGAUCACUACACAAAUGCCUUAUUUAUCGCAUGAUAUGUGAAACAGAAUCUUUGUCAUACAUACACGAACAUUACGAAAACUACUCAUGACAUUAGCCAUUAUGAAAGAUGCGUGUGAGAGGUGUACAUGUUCAUCCGCGAGUGUAAUGUUAGGUUAUUUUAAACCCUUUAAUUUUUAAUUUUAAUAUUUGUAAAAAGGUGAACUGAAUGCAUGUCAUAAUGAUACACAGAACGCAUGAGGUUAUUAUUUGCUUGUUGUUCUUGGGCACAGUAGCUGUUGUGUACAUAAUUACUCAAAUACUCCGUUCAGUAGUGGAUUUAAAAGGUGAUACGGCUAUACUCUCAAGCUUUGAAGGCAGCUGGCUGUUUCGACUCUGCCUGAACAUACUUGGAUAUGCUACCAUCUUUGUACCAGGAUUCCUAAUAUUUAAAUAUGUUAAGAAAAGCAGCUACUUAGAAAGAACAGGCCCAGGAUGUUUUCCCAGUGCUAUAAGGCUCUGCCUGUCUGGACCAGAUCCUUUGAUAAGUGGAGAUGGCCUUCAGCAGGCAACACCUCAGUUAUCUCAUGCCUUACAGCAGACCCACAGCACAAUGCAAGAAGCUAUUCUUUUGAUUUUCUGUUUCCUGGGACUUCAACUGACAUACCUCACUUGGGGUUUGUUGCAAGAGAAGAUCAUGACACAGGAGUACAUUGAUUCUGGAGGAGCUAAAGGACAUUUUACAGAUUCACAGUUUCUUGUCUUUGUGAAUCGGAUUUUGGCCUUUGUGCUAUCAGGACUUUACAUUAUUUUUACAAGGCAGCCACGGCAUGUAGCUCCAUUCUACAAGUAUGUCUACUGCUCAUUCUCCAAUAUCAUGAGUUCAUGGUGUCAGUAUGAAGCCCUCAAGUAUGUCAGCUUCCCAACCCAGGUACUAGCCAAGGCUUCAAAGAUAAUUCCAGUCAUGAUAAUGGGGAAGAUCGUUUCUAGAAAGAAAUAUGAGUACUAUGAGUAUGUGACUGCAGUGCUUAUAUCAGUGGGAAUGGCAUUCUUCAUGCUGGGCAGUGCAGAUGACCAUAAAGGGGUCGCAGUGACCACAUUCUCAGGACUGAUCCUUCUGGCUUCCUACAUGUUAUUUGACAGCUUUACUUCCAACUGGCAAGGGGAGUUGUUCUCUCACUAUGGCAUGAGUUCAGUGCAGAUGAUGUGUGGAGUGAAUUUAUUCUCCUGCCUCUUCACUGCAGUCUCUCUUGCACAGCAGGGAGGGUUCAUCCAUUCCAUCAAUUUCAUGACUGAGUUCCCGAAGUUCGUGUUUGAUUGUCUCGUCCUGUCAGUAUGCUCAGCUGCAGGGCAACUCUUUAUAUAUUACACCAUUGCAACGUUUGGACCAGUUGUCUUUGUGAUUAUCAUGACCAUAAGACAGGGUCUUGCAAUUCUGCUCUCCUGUUUCAUCUACCAACAUCAUAUCACAGCUGUGGGCAUUAUUGGUGUGAUCAUUGUAUUUGUGUCAGUAUUUCUACGAAUUUAUUGCAAUCAGCGAUUACGAGCAAUCCGGAAACGGACCCAAGCAUCAAGCAGUAUCAAGGUGUAAUUGCAGCUGAAAUAGUUCUGUAAUUAAGCAGAAUCUUCAUAAAAGAUGAGGCCAGUGAAGCUUCAAGCCAUCCAAAAGAAAAUGACAUGGGAUGAAGAGUCUUAUAAAUCUGUUGGGAUGUGAAGGUUAUAAGGAACACCCAAUAAGGACAUUGCUAUUUAAAAGAAAAUCAUGCAUAACUCCAACUAGGUAAGUGCUUUUUCUUUUGGGGAACAAAGGUACCAAUAUGCGAAUGAGAGGGCAACCAUACAGGGGAAACUUACCUAUAACAACCAACCACAAUGUGGACAUGUAUCUUGACAAAAAGUCACAGAAUGGAGAUGUUACGGGGCAUAUAUCCACCUUUGGAUCUCUUGAACUUACAAUAAAUACAAUAACAGAUCAUCCUUAAACAGCUUCUUAUGGUCAAAGCCAAUAGCUUAAAUGGCUGAAUAUUACCAGUCUGUUAAUUUAAUUGCUUAAAAGCAAAAAGAGUCAAGUAAUGAAUAUAAAAUGUUGACUGCCACAGACACUGAUGAAGGUGGAACUGCAGGUUUUAUUUCCUUAACGCAUUUGAACAACAUUCCACUUGUUAACAAGCUUGUUGGUGUAUGUCCCUUCUGGAAUCUUUCAGACACAUGUUUGAUGAUGCGUUCACAACAUUAAAAAACAUUACAGCUCUAAAGUAAUAUAUAUAUAUACCACUUCAUGAAUACAUUCAAACUCAUUUAUUUUCUCCAGCAAUACACAGGUUUCUUGUGUUAGAUUUACAAUGAAACUGUCACACAAAUGCAAUAUUUAAGCAUCUCUUCAAAUAUGUUUUGCAGUUAUUCAGACAGUAAUAGACUGUACUUUUGGCAGAAUAAAACUGCAAAAAUAUUAAAUGUAACAGCACAAACAACUUCAGAACCCAAAAAGAGUGAGAUUGAAGCAAAAGUCCCCAGCUUUGUAAUAUGGUCUGUAGGGAAUAUAUGGCUGGGAUGAAGCGCCUGACUUAAAUCCUGGGCUGCACACGCUUAGCAGAAAUGCAGAAUAGUUCCAAUGAUCUUGGAAGAGGUACACACACACAACAGCAUUCCAAUUUCACAACCUGCCACUAAUUCAAACUUCAGUUAGUUACUAGACCUCAUCCAGUAAUUUGAUUUACUAUACAUGCGGUAGAACCACAUACAAAUCACAAGGUCUUAACGAAGUAUUGUAAUGUGUGCAAACUACUCUAUAUCACUGAUAUACAUAUUUACAUCAGUAGCUGAAAACAUGUAUCUCAGUUCAUUAACACAUAUAUAUGGACU